Carcharodon carcharias (great white shark) is the source of this 6632-nucleotide messenger RNA. RefSeq names its product prolow-density lipoprotein receptor-related protein 1-like. The coding region runs from base 1 to 6555 and encodes 2184 amino acids. The transcript is spliced from 43 exons. NCBI's taxonomy places the organism in Eukaryota, Metazoa, Chordata, Chondrichthyes, Lamniformes, Lamnidae. Gene Ontology annotation, molecular function: calcium ion binding; protein binding. The record is from RefSeq and is a predicted model, not a curated record.
AUGGAAGUGGAUACCGGGCCAUCCACCGCAGUUAUAGGGGAACAUACGUUCAAAUAUCUGAAUGAAGGAGACCACUCAUUAAAUCUAGAAAAUUCAGAUGAAGACAUGCCAAAUGAAAAUGUUGGCGCACAGUUACUUAUGGUGGCCAGUGAUGGAUACAGAAAUCGAAAACUUAGUCAAGAACUGCAUACAGUGCCAACAUACAGAAAUUGCCACCUUCUGCUCGAUCGCAUCCCUGGGAAUGGCCAGGAAAGCCAUGGGUCCACCUCCAUGUUGACUACGUGGGGCCUCUUUUUUGGGCACAAUGUUCCUCUUGAUUAUAGACGCACAUUUGAAGUGGAUGGAUACUUAAAAGCUUCCUGUGAUGCACCAUGGUUUCGGUGCAAAAAUGGACGCUGUGUGCCGUCACUGUGGAAAUGUGAUGGCGAUGAUGACUGUACUGAUGGUAGUGAUGAAGAUGACUGUGGUAAGAUCACCUGUGGAACUUCAGAAUUUGUUUGCCAUAGUGGACAUUGUGUGCCAAAUAAAUGGCAGUGUGAUGGCACAUCUGAUUGUGAGGAUGGAUCAGAUGAAAGUCCAGAUAUCUGUUAUGCAAGAAUAUGUCACUUAGAUGAAAUAAGCUGUGGUCCUGGGUCUCUUCAGUGUAUUCCUGCUUCUUGGAAAUGUGAUGGAGGAGCAGACUGUGACAAUGGUAGUGAUGAAGAGAACUGUGGCACUUUGAUUUGCAGUAUACUUGAGUUUACUUGCUCCAAUGGCAGAUGUAUUUCCAAAACAUUUAUCUGCAAUGGUGAAGAUGACUGUGGUGAUGGAAGUGACGAAAAAGGUUGUGCUCAAUCUAUUUGUCACACUCAUGAGUUCCAAUGCAACAGUUCAGAAUGUAUCCCCUUGAAUUGGGUGUGUGAUGACAACAUUGACUGUGCUGACCAAUCUGAUGAAUCUCCAGAACACUGUGGGCAUACGCUUCCUCCUGUGACCUGUUCUCCCAGUGAGUUCCUAUGUAAUUCUGGCAAAUGCAUCAAUCAUCGCUGGUACUGCGAUGGAGAUAAUGAUUGCAAAGAUGGAAGUGAUGAAGUUAACUGCCCUCCUCAAGCAUGUAGACCAGAUCACUUCCAAUGUGGUGAUGGUAAUUGCAUUCCUAGGAGCAAGAUAUGUGAUGAAUUUGCAGACUGUUCUGAUGCUAGUGAUGAAGCCAAUUGCAAGAAAGAAUGCACAAGUCCAACUGACUUCGAAUGCCGAAGUGGUGAAUGCAUAGCUAUAACUCAAGUGUGUAACCAUAAAUGGGAUUGUAGAGAUUGGAGUGAUGAACCCUUCAAAUGUGGGUUAAAUGAAUGCUUGGUGAACAAUGGAGGCUGCUCUCAUAUUUGCAGAGACCUGCUUAUUGACUAUGAAUGUGAUUGUCCUGCUGGUUUUGAGCUAAGUGAUGAGAGAACCUGUGGUGAUGUUGAUGAAUGUCAAAGUCCUGGAAUCUGCAGCCAAAUUUGUAUUAAUUUAAAAGGAAGCUACAAAUGUGAAUGUUAUGAAGGAUAUCACAUGGAUCCUGCUAAUAGAGUUUGCAAAGCUAUAGGCAAAGAGCCUUACUUGAUCUUCACAAAUCGUCAUGAUAUUCGGAAAAUGGGACUGCAUCACCGUGAGUACACCCAGGUAGUUGUGCAGCCGAGAAAUGCUGUAGCACUGGAUGCUGACAUUGCAGAACAGAGAAUCUUCUGGGCUGACUUGGGCCAUCAUGCAAUUUUCAGCAUGUCUGUGAAUAGAUAUAAUGGUACAGCUGGUCAGUCAGUCCUUGCUAAGGAUUUGAGCAUUCCUGUGGGAAUUGCUGUGGAUUGGAUUUACAAGCAUAUCUACUGGGCUGAUCAAGGUACAAAAACUAUAUCUGUGGCUACGUUCGAUGGAUCUAGAAGGAUCAUUCUCUUCGACACCAAGCUAACAGAACCAACUUCAGUAGCAGUUGAUCCACUAUCUGGGUUUAUUUACUGGUCAGACUGGGGUGAGCCAGCAAAGAUUGAAAAAGCAGGAAUGAAUGGUGUUGAUCGACAAAUCCUGGUUAAUAAAGAUAUUCAGUGGCCAAAUGGCAUUGCACUUGACCUUGUGAAACAUAGCCUUUACUGGGUUGAUGCAAAAUUGCACACAUUGUCAAGUAUAGGCCUGAAUGGGCAGGGUCAAAGAAUAGUGCUUUUAUCACAAGAUUUCCUUUCUCACCCCUGUGGUAUUGCAGUAUUUGAGGAUCAUGUUUUCUGGGCUGAUGAAGAAACAGAAGCAAUCUAUGGAGCCAACAAGUUCACAGGAACAGAUCUAGAGAUGCUUAUUUCUAAUCUCCAGGAAGCACAGGAUCUCUUGGUUUAUCAUGAGCUAAUUCAGUUGCCUGGCAUGAACUGGUGCAGUGAGGGUGGAAGCUGUGAAUACAUGUGUCUCCCUGCUCCGCAGAAAGAUACUUUCUCUCCGAAGUACACUUGUGUGUGUCCAUCUGGAAUGAAACUGGAGCAUGGACAAAAGUGCAAUACAGGUACCCUUACUUGCAGCAUUCUGGAAUUUACUUGCUCCAGUGGCAGAUGUAUUUCCAAGUCCUUUGUUUGUAAUGGUAAAGAUGAUUGUGGUGAUGGAAGUGAUGAAAAAGGAUGUACUCAAUCUGUCUGUAGUUCACAUGAAUUUCAGUGCAGUAGUUUAGAGUGUAUCCCUUCAAGCUGGGUGUGUGACAAUAACUUUGACUGUAUAGACAAGUCUGAUGAAUCUGCUAAACAAUGUGGAUAUACUCCUGCACCCCUGGCAACCUGUUCCAAUGGUGAGAUUCGGUGUCAUUCAGGUGAAUGCAUCCACCGCCAAUGGUACUGUGAUGGUGAUAAUGAUUGCAAAGAUCGAAGUGAUGAAAGAAAUUGUCCUCCUCACACUUGUCAACCCGAUUACUUCAGAUGUGUUGAUGGUUCCUGUAUCCAUGAAAGUGUGAAAUGUAAUGGAUAUAAGGACUGCAGUGAUGGAAGUGAUGAAGUUAACUGUAAAAAUGUAUGUGUAACGCCAACUGACUUCAAAUGUCAAAGUGGAGAAUGCAUAGACAUUACCAAAGUAUGUAACCACUGGCAAGACUGCAAGGAUCGAAGUGAUGAGCCUCCUGAAUGUAGCUUGAAUGAAUGCCAGAUGAACAAUGGUGGCUGCAUGCAUAUCUGUAAGGAUCUUGUUAUUGGCUACAAAUGUGAAUGCUCUCCUGGCUUUGAGCUGAUUGAUGGCAAAAACUGUGGAGAUAUUGAUGAAUGUCAAAAUCCUGGAACUUGCAGUCAAAUUUGUAUCAACAUAAUAGGAAGCUAUGAAUGUGAAUGUCACAAAGGAUAUAAGGAUUCAGUGAAUGGAGUUUGCAAGGCAAUAGGAAAAGAGCCCUAUUUGGUCUUCACUAAUCGCCAUGAUAUAAGGAAAAUUGGAUUGCGCCAAAAGGAAUACACCCAAGUAGUUUGGCAGCUGAGAAAUGCUGCAGCACUUGAUGCUGAUGUUGCAGCACAAAGGGUCUUCUGGGCUGAUUUGGAAGAGCAAGCAAUUUUUAGUAUGUCCAUGGAGAAACAUGAAAAGACAAUUCAUAAAUCCAGCAUUGUCAAAGAUCUUGGAAUCCCUGUGGGAAUUGCUGUGGACUGGAUCUACAAACACCUUUAUUGGACUGAUUGUGGCACUAAAACCGUAUCUGUCGCUAACUUCAAUGGAACCAAAAGGAAAAUCCUUUUUGAUACAGAUCUGAUGGAACCAGCUUCUGUAGCUGUUGAUCCACUGUCAGGGUUUCUUUACUGGUCAGAUUGGGGUGAGCCAGCAAAGAUUGAAAAAGCAGGAAUGAAUGGAAAUAACCGUGAUCUUCUAGUGGCCAGGGAUAUUCAAUGGCCGCAUGGUAUUGCUCUUGAUCUUGUGAAAGGUCGUCUCUAUUGGGUUGAUUUGAAGCUGCACAUAUUAUCAAGCAUAGACUUGAAUGGUAAAGACAGAAGAACUGUACUGCAAUCAAGAGAAUUCCUCAGUCAUGCUUUUUCAAUUACUAUAUUUGAGGAUCGUGUGUUCUGGGUUGAUGGAGCAAAUAAAGCUGUGUAUGGAGCCAAUAAAUUUACAAGCUCUAAUGUAGAGCUUUUAGCUGCCAAUCUUACUGAACCUCUAGACAUCAUUGUUUAUCAUGCACUGACACAACCAGCAGGCAAAAAUUGGUGUGCUGAGAAUCUGAAGACAAGCAGCUGUGAAUACAUGUGUCUCCCAGCUCCUCUGACAGAGAGUCACAAUUCAAAAUACACUUGUGUGUGUCCAUCUGGAAUGAAAUUGCAGGAGGAUGGAUGGCAUUGCAGAAUGGUUGCUACCUGUGGAACAUCGGACUUUGUUUGUAACAACAAACAAUGCAUACCUAGUAGGUGGCUGUGUGAUGGUAAAGCUGAUUGUGAAGAUGGAUCUGAUGAAAGUACAGAGGUCUGUUAUAAAAUAACCUGUCUUGGCCAUGAGAUCUCCUGUGGCCCUGGAUCUCUUCAAUGUAUCCCUGUUGCUUGGCAGUGUGAUGGAGAAAAGGACUGUAGUAAUGGUGGUGAUGAGAUUGGCUGUGGUAAAAUAACUUGCAGCCCUGUGGAGUUUACUUGCUCCAGUGGUAGAUGCAUUUCUAAGACAUUUGUCUGCAAUGGUGAGAAUGAUUGCGGUGAUGGAAGUGAUGAAAACAGUUGUGCUUCAGCUACCUGUGGCAUUCAUGAGUUUCAGUGCAAUAGUUCAGAGUGCAUACCCUUGAAUUGGGUAUGUGAUAACAAUGUGGAUUGCAUUGAUAAAUCUGACGAGUCACCAGAACGCUGUGGGCAUACAUUUCCCCCUCCUGUGGCCUGCUCUCCCAGUGAGUUCCUGUGUGAUUCAGGUGAAUGUAUCCACCGUCGAUGGUACUGUGAUGGUGAUGCUGACUGCAAAGAUGAAAGUGAUGAGGCUAACUGCCCUUCUCUAACAUGUAGACCUGAUCACUUCAGAUGUCAUGAUGGCAACUGCAUACUUGGAAAUAAGAGAUGCAAUCUAUUUAGGGACUGUAAUGAUGGUAGUGAUGAAGUCGGCUGCAAGAAAAUACAUGCCUUCCAAAGCACUCAUUUUCUUUUUUGGGCUAUAGUUUCAGAGUGCACUGGGCCUACUGACUUCAAAUGUCAAAGUGGAGAAUGCAUAAAUAUCACCCUAGUAUGUGACCACAAGCAGGACUGCAAGGACUGGAGUGAUGAACUUACUGGAUGUAACCAAAAUGAGUGUUUGAAGAAGAAUGGAGGUUGUUCUCACUUCUGCCAGGAUCUUGUCAUCGGUUAUGAAUGUAAAUGCCCUACUGGUUUUGAAUUAAUUGACCUCACAACCUGUAAUGACAUCAAUGAGUGCCACAAUCCUGGAUCCUGCAGCCAAAUUUGUAUAAAUACUGAAGGAAGCUACAACUGUGAAUGUCAUGCAGGAUAUCUUAUGGAUCCAGCUAAUGGAGCUUGCAAGGCAGUAGGAAAAGAGCCAUAUUUGAUCUUCACAAAUCGCCAUGACAUUAGGAAGCUAGGACUACAUCACCAAGAGUACACACAAGUAGCUAUGCAGCUAAGAAAAACUGUAGCACUGGAUGCUGACAUUGCAGAACAGAGAAUCUUUUGGGUUGAGUUGGGCCAGCGAGCAAUUUUCAGUAUGCUCAUGAACAAAGGUGGUGAGGCUCGUAUUUCCAAAAUCAUUGCUGAUUUGAAAACCCCUGUCGGAAUAGCAGUGGAUUGGAUCUACAAGCAUAUCUACUGGACUGACCGUGGGACUAAAACUAUAUCAGCAGCUACGUUUGAUGGAAGCAAAAGGAUGAUCCUCUUUGACACUGACCUAAGGGAACCAGCUUCUGUAGCAGUUGAUCCACUUUCAGGGUUUAUAUACUGGUCAGAUUGGGGUGUCCCAGCAAAGAUUGAAAAAGCAGGCAUGAAUGGCAUGAACCGUCAACUUUUAGUUGCCACCAAGGUUCAGUGGCCAACUGGCAUUGCACUUGAUUUUGUGAAAAACCGUCUCUAUUGGGGUGAUGUAAAGUUGCACAUGAUAUCAAGUGUAGACCUAAAAGGUCAGAAUCGGAGAACAAUAUUGCAAUCUCAGGAAUUCCUUGCACAUCCCAGUGCAGUUGCAUUAUUUGAGGACCAUGUAUUCUGGGUUGAUGCAGAGAACAAAGCUGUUUAUGGAGUCAAUAAGUACACUGGAAAUAAUGUGGAGGUUUUAGCUUCAAAUGUUGAAGCUCAAGACAUCAUUGUUUAUCAUGAGCUAAUACAGGCACCUGGGAAAAACUGGUGCCAGCAUGGAGCUUGUGAGUACAUGUGCCUUCCUGCUCCUCAAAUUAACAGUCACUCAGCAAAAUAUACUUGUGUAUGUUCAUCUGGAAUGGAGUUGAGCAAUGAUGAACAGCAGUGUCACCCAGUAAUUGCACAUACUUCAUCUGCAAAUGUGUCUGCAAUGGCUUCAGGUUUUGCCUCAGAAUUUCCCUUUCGUUUGCUGACUGUAUCACCAACAAUCCUAGCUACUUCCAGAGAUAUAAAUUUAAAUGCCUCUCUUGAAGAAAAGUCAAAAAGAGGAUCUACAGCCAUUUGGCACUUCUGACAAUCACUGGCUUUAUUGGCUUCUUUAUUUGGCAAUCCUGGCAGAAGAAUAUGCAAUACACAAGUUUUGAGAAUCCA